UCCUGCACCAAGAAGGACAUGCAGCCGGCUAAGCCAGGUGGCCCGCUGCCCGCUCUCCUCCUGCUGGCGCUGGCUCUGUCCCCGCAGGAGACCCAGGGACGACCGCGGGGGCUCAGAGCCUCGCGUGUGCCGGAGCCGAAGCCUUUGAUUUUCCUUCCCGCGGCUGGGGCCGGCCUGGCUCCCAGUGCCUCCCGGAGCGCAGAAAUAUUCCCAAGAGACUUGAACCUGAAAGACAAAUUCAUAAAGCACUUCACAGGGCCAGUCACAUUCUCAGCUGAAUGUAGCAAACAUUUCCAUCGCCUCUAUCACAAUACCAGAGAUUGCUCAAUGCCAGCUUAUUACAAAAGAUGUGCCAGAUUGCUAACAAGAUUGUCAGUGAGUCCGCUGUGCUCACAGACCUAAAAUGCUUACCCUGCAUUUCUUCAGGAUGCAAAUGUUAUUUGAAAAAUAAAGUGCCUGG
This is a messenger RNA of Fukomys damarensis (Damara mole-rat), 460 nucleotides long. It is a transcript of the gene Alkal1, whose product is annotated as ALK and LTK ligand 1. NCBI's taxonomy places the organism in Eukaryota, Metazoa, Chordata, Mammalia, Rodentia, Bathyergidae. The record is from RefSeq and is a predicted model, not a curated record. The coding region runs from base 19 to 402 and encodes 127 amino acids. Gene Ontology annotation, biological process: positive regulation of ERK5 cascade; positive regulation of ERK1 and ERK2 cascade. Gene Ontology annotation, molecular function: receptor signaling protein tyrosine kinase activator activity; receptor tyrosine kinase binding. The transcript is spliced from 5 exons.